AUGCUGUCUCACACUCUUUUUUCCUUAGCCGCUGCUGUAGCUGCCAUGAUCCAGCCUGCCGUGGGGUUGCCAGCUGAGCAGCUUCAAGCCCGGCAAACUGUAUGCUCAAUAAACGAGAACACUUGGACAGCUAGGAUGGCCGGGACGUGUUCCAUUGAUGGAGGCCCUGCUAUGACUUGUGAUCUGAGAACCGAUCUCAAGACUCUUGUCGUAAAGCAAAAUACGAUGAUAAGCGCCGCGGGCCUAGGCAACAACCAAUUCGAAUGCACUGGAUACCAGAACUGGCAAUGCUGCUCUUCUUAG
This is a messenger RNA of Colletotrichum higginsianum IMI 349063, 303 nucleotides long. Its product is annotated as EC29 protein. Lineage: Eukaryota; Fungi; Ascomycota; Sordariomycetes; Glomerellales; Glomerellaceae. The coding region runs from base 1 to 303 and encodes 100 amino acids. The transcript is spliced from 2 exons. The record is from RefSeq and is a predicted model, not a curated record.